GAAACCAGAUAGAAGGUAACCAAUCAGAAUGAUUCCGUUACAAUUCCGUUCCGCUUUUUAAUCAAUGGGUUCCCCAUGGCACGGAACCAUUACGGAACGGAAAAAUUUAUAACCUCAUCCAUAUGAAAAAUUCGCGAAGUGUCUACCGAGAUUCAUUUUACAACGUACGCUUUUGGCCACAACGAAGCAAAUAAAAAGCAAUGUCGUCAUCGGAUAAAUUCAAAUGUGGAUAUUGCGGCUGGAUUGUUUGGCGUAAUGAAAAUGGACAAGUUUCACAUGGUUGCUUUGCAAAGUGUAAAGAAUUAUUAAUGGACAAAGAUAGAAAUCUCUUUAGAAAUGAUUCUUUAGGAACACAUUUGCAUGUGGGAAAUGAGAUUGAUGGAAACAACACUAUUGAAAAAAGUACUGCCUACAAAGAAAAUAUUGAGGAACACACUGCUCAAGAUACAGAAAAACUAGAUGAAGAUUUAAUAAGUGCAGUAAAAGAGAGACCAGUCUUAUAUGAUUUUCGCAUACCAGUUUUUUAUUUCUUUUACAAUUAUAUCCUUUUGUAA
Messenger RNA from Formica exsecta, 554 nucleotides. RefSeq lists its product as uncharacterized. Lineage: Eukaryota; Metazoa; Arthropoda; Insecta; Hymenoptera; Formicidae. Bases 201 to 554 code for a protein of 117 amino acids. The transcript is spliced from 3 exons. The record is from RefSeq and is a predicted model, not a curated record.